Peniophora sp. CBMAI 1063 is the source of this 1206-nucleotide messenger RNA. The record is from the annotation of a GenBank genome assembly. NCBI's taxonomy places the organism in Eukaryota, Fungi, Basidiomycota, Agaricomycetes, Russulales, Peniophoraceae.
AUGUCUGAAGCACCCUCGUACUCUGUUGAACCCGCCCACGACGAACGCCGUCUGCGCAUUACUGAUGAUGGUCAUGGCGCAUCGAACGACCCUGCCGGACAAGAAACUUUAUCGCUUCACGACGACGGCAUCACGAUUGUUCUCAAUAAUCAGCGAAAAGACGCUCGACACCCCACGUACAGACGCAACGCCUCAGUUGUAGGCGAAGUAUCCCUUUCGAGCACGCAGGGAGUAACUUCGAUUUCGAUGAGGCUAGGGGGGAAGGCGACGAUUAACUUCAGCACGGCACCCAUACAUAUAAUCGAAUUGUUGGACAUUCCCUUGACUCUUUGGGAGGUCGAGAGCGCGAGCGCCUGCCCCACCACUCUUCCAUUUGCCUUUGUUUUUCCGGGAAAUUGCGUGGAUAAAGAGUCGGGCUCGUCGCAUGCCCUUCCACCGUCAUACGAUCCGCUUGGAGAGUCCAUAUCGCUGCAAGAUCUGCAUGUACGAUGUGUGUAUCGGCUCUCAGUCCAUAUCGCCCGUCCACGGUGGAUGCCAGACAAAGUGAUUAAUGUAGACAUCGAGUAUGCACCCCGGACGGCCCCACCUAGAGCCAUGUUGAUCACUCCCUUUCCGUUCCGCGAUACCAUCAGAGCUUAUCCCGAGGAAUGGUGGCGGACGAGUGCGAUAUUGCCUGUAAGACCGGAUUCAGUAUUGCAGCCUAUCGAUUGUGAUCUCUUCAUACCAUCUGUCCGCAUUUUCGCCAGGCGAGAUGUAAUCCCAGUCUUUCUGCAGCUCCGUGGUACAAGCUCUAGCAUCUCUGCACUCUUCAGCACAGAAGAUAAGACACGAGGACUUGCUCGUCGGCUGCUCGCAAUCACGCGUGGCUCUAAGAAACCACUCAACGUUGACAUUGUCGUCCAACGCCAGGCCACAGCACUCACGAACGACGGAGAGAUCUCACGAUCAUACACCGCUGGCACGUCAUCUCUAUACUCGGUUCCUCCUGGAUAUACACCGCCAGGGAUGGACUCUGACACGUUCACCGUCGACUACGAGGGCGAGAUUAACCUCGCACCACAUGUCACUGUGGGUGGAUUCAAUAUCGGCAGGCUUCGUGUGUCGGACUUUAUUGAACUCUCUGUGCAGCCUUCUGGCUCCGCAGCAAACCAGUUCGCAAGUUUGGUGCAUUCAGUGCCCGUACGCAUCGUUACAGGCUGGACUUGA